This is a messenger RNA of Castor canadensis (American beaver), 2962 nucleotides long. RefSeq names its product transmembrane protein 201 (gene Tmem201). The record is from RefSeq and is a predicted model, not a curated record. Lineage: Eukaryota; Metazoa; Chordata; Mammalia; Rodentia; Castoridae. Gene Ontology annotation, biological process: nuclear migration along microtubule. Gene Ontology annotation, molecular function: actin filament binding; lamin binding. Gene Ontology annotation, cellular component: nuclear inner membrane.
GGGAAGGUCACGGCGCGAGCUGGCGCGCGCCGCCGUUCGUGUCCCGCCUGCGGCCCGCGCCCUCAGCCUGCUGCCACCGUCGCUCGUCCGCCAGCGCGUGCGGGAGUCAUGGAGGGAGUGAGCGCGCUGCUGGCCAGCUGCCCCACGGCCGGCCUAGCCGGCGGCCUGGGGGUCACGGCGUGCGCCGCGGCCGGCGUGCUACUCUACCGGAUCGCACGGAGGGGGAAGCCAACACAUACGAUGGUCAACUGCUGGUUCUGCAACCAGGACACAUUGGUGCCCUAUGGGAACCGCAACUGCUGGGACUGUCCCCACUGUGAGCAGUACAACGGCUUCCAGGAGAACGGUGACUACAACAAGCCGAUCCCUGCACAGUACAUGGAGCACCUGAACCACGUGGUGAGCAGUGCGCCCAGUCCCCGUGACCCCACGCAGCCACAGCAGUGGGUGAGCAGCCAAGUACUACUGUGUCGGAAGUGCAGCCACCACCAGACUACCAAGAUCAAGCAGCUAGCUGCCUUCUCACCCCGGGAGGAGGGCAAGUACGAUGAGGAGAUCGAGGUAUACCGCCACCACCUGGAGCAGAUGUACAAGCUGUGCCGGCCAUGCCAGGCGGCUGUUGAAUACUACAUCAAGCACCAGAACCGCCAGCUGCGUGCCCUGCUACUCAGCCAUCAGUUCAGGCGCCGGGAGGCUGACCAGGCCCAUGUGCAGAGCUUCUGCCCCUCUGCAGUGAAGGCCCCAGUCCAGGUCAUCCUGCUCCGUGCCCUGGCCUUCCUGGCCUGUGCCUUCCUGCUGACCACUGCACUAUAUGGCCCCAGCGAUCCCUUAACCCCAGGGGCCGCUCUGCCUCCAGCUCUGCCACCUGGUGGCAAUGGUUCUGCUGCCCCAGACAACGGCACUGUCCCCAGUCCUGAGGGCUGGCAGCAGCUGCUGGGCCUGCUGCCCGAGCACACAGCAGAGAAGGUACUCAUGGCCUGGGCCUUUGGACAGAGCCAUCAGACGAGCAUCGUGGCACUGGGCCUGCUCACCUGCCUACUGGCCAUGCUGCUGGCCGGCCGCAUCAGGCUCAGAAGGAUUGAUGCUUUCGCCACCUGUCUCUGGGCCCUGCUGCUGGGGCUGCACCUGGCUGAGCAAUAUCUGCAGGCUGCCUCGCCCCGCUGGCUGGACACACUCAAGUUCAGCACCACAUCCCUGUGCUGCCUGGUGGGCUUCACCGCAGCUGUGGCCACAAAGAAGGCGACGGGCCCACGGAGGUUUCAGCCCCGAAGGUACUUCCCAGGAGAGUCUGCUGGCCUGUUCCCCUCCAGCCCCAGCUUGGCCAUGUCUCACCCAAGUGUCACAGCCUCCUCACCAUCCCUGUUCAUCCCCACCCCACCCGGCUUCCUGCCACUCGCCAACCAGCAGCUGUUCCGGUCUCCCCGUCGGGUUUCGCCCUCCUCACUGCCAGGCCGCCUCAGCCGGGCCCUCUCACUGGGAACCAUACCCUCUUUGACCCGAGCAGACUCGGGGUACCUGUUCAGUGGGAGCCGCCCACCAUCCCGGGUGUCUCGACCCAAGGAGGUUCCUCUUUCAGAUUACUUCUCUCUGCUGUCGGGGAGCCUCCCCUCCUCCCCUCUCCCCUCCCCGGCACCCUCUGUGGCCAGCUCAGUGGCCUCCAGCUCCGGCUCCCUGCGCCACCGCAGGCCUCUCAUCAGUCCUGCCCGGCUCAACCUGAAGGGGCAGAAGCUGCUGCUGUUCUCAUCGUCCCCCGGGGAGGCCCCCAACAUACCUAGCAGCUCCGAAGAGCACUCACCACUCAAUGGCAGCCUCUUCACCAUUGAGCCUCCCCAGCUCCCCCAGAGGCAGCCCAUGCAGGAUACAAAGCACACCAUGGACAUGAGGUCAGUACUGGCCAGAGGCAGUGCCUACAGCAACCACUCCAUCAAAAAAGAGGACGAUUCGUCCCAGUCAUCCACCUGUAUAGUGGACACCACCACCAAAGGGUGCUCAGAGGAGGCCACCGCCUGGAAAGGGCAUUUCAGCCCCUCCCUGGUCCGGGGCCUCCUGGCUGUGAGCUUGGCUGCCAAUGCUCUCUUCACCUCGGCCUACCUGUACCAGAGCCUGCGCUGACCCCCAGAGUGUCCAGAGGGCCAGGUGCGCACUGCUUCCACCACUGCCGCCCAGAACCUCCCAGAGAGGCUGUGCCUCCACCCUGACUCCAGGGCCCUUCACCUCAUGGAUUGCAAGUUCCUGUCCUCAGGAGGUCUGCUCUCCUCAUCUGACAGACUGCAGGGCCGAGUGUGUCCAAGGUCAUGCUCUUUGCCCACCACCUCCUUGGCUGAUAUUGAAUGUGUUUGGUGCUGACACUCUGACCCCGAAGCCAGGGAUCCCUAACAGGCUGCCUGACCCUGGGGUCCCCUCCCCCUCAUCCAGCAGGGACAGCAGUACUACUGUAACUACAGCAGGAGCCAGCCAGGCUGCCUCUGACCCACUCCUGCCAGCCAAGUCCUCAUCUUCCUACAGUACUCUCCUGGGGAGGGCCACCUUGGAGCCCCACAGGAUGAAGAAGACCCCUGGGGCAGAAGAGGGAUGAGCCCUGGGUCACUGUGUCCUUGCUCUGCCCCCACUAGAGAGAGCCUCCCUUGGACAAGUCCCCUUAAGGAUAGGCAUUGCCUGCCUGCCUUGCCCCUUCCUGUUGGCCCCGGACAGGUGAGCAGAGGGGGCUGCCUAUAGCUCUCGGCCCCAGGACCAGUGUUAGGUGCCACCCCACUCCUCUCACACUUUGUUCUCCUGCCUUCUGCACCCCUAUUCUGGUAACCGUCCUAGGAAGCAGCCCAUUCCCCUGAGAUCACCAAGGACCCCGGCCCUGUUUGUCCAGGACCCUCCCUCACGAGCUGCCCACAGGGUCCUUGCCUAAUCCCUCAGCUCCACAGGAGCUGUACAUCUCAGACCAGAUGGACCCCUCCCUACCCUCACUGGG